CCGCUCAUUGUUCAUUGGUGAGUUUAAUUCGGAGCUGUCGUCAUUACUUCCGCCGUCAGAAUGUUUUCCAAUUCAAACCCAAGCGCUUUCAGCGGGCUGUAUGUCCUCAGCCCCCUGUUGCUGGCUGUUUCGGGGGAGAAAGUGUUUGAGAGUCGCUCCGGGAUGAUCCAGGAGCUCCGGACAACCCUGGCUGACCUGGCAUGGGAGGGAAGGAACUACCUGGGCAGGCUGGCCGGGGAGCAGACGGUGGUGUCCGUACAGAAGGCUUUCGCUCAGGUUCUUGGUGUUUUUGCAGAGGGUUUGGCCCGUGGUCUUAACGUGCUUCUACAGUAUGUCUCACACUUCCUGCAGGCUGCUGGAAUUCAAGUUGAUUUCCCCAUUAACAAAGUGACUCCAGAGGGGCUGAUCUUUGUGGCUCAGUGGGUUCUUGUGGCUCUCAUUGGUUACUGGCUCAUCUCCCUUGCUUUCCGAUUAGUUGCCUCCACUGUGAGGCAGACCCUGUGGCUGCUGAAAGUGGGCACGGCCUUGGCCUGCUUCGGCCUCAUCCUGAGUGACCACAGCGUGGGCACAGAAACAAUGGCCGUCCGAUUGGCUGUCCUGGUGUGCAUUUGCGUCCUAUUGGGUGUUGGGACUUCGAGGGGCUCUAAUGCGGCUGAUAAAAUGGCUCACCUGGAGGAGCAGGUGAAGGUUAUGGAGAGGCGGCUGAGAGAGAUGGAGAGGUGGAGGAGGACGGAGGAGUGAAGGAGUCUUUAACACCUGAUGCAAUAUCUACACAUAAUGCUCUGUCGGGCUUCUGGAACUUCAAGAGAGAAACCUUUGUACACUUUACAUGUUGUCUAUCCGUUCAAAGGAUAAUUCUGGAUGUAAAUGUUUAGACAUCUACAAUACAUUUAAAAGUCUUGCUCAAUGGCAUGUGAUGAAUGUAUUUCAACAUGUAGAAAAUCGAAACAUUGUGCGUGAAAUGCUGUUAAAACAAGUAUAGACUAAAGAAGCCUUAUUCAAAAACUGCAUUUAGUCCAGUUUUAAAAUCUGAAAGUCUUUUCAGCUGCACUACAAAUCAUCCUCCCUCAGAAAUAUUAACAUAAUCUCCUCUCUAUGAUAUGAUAACUAAGAUUGGAAUGUUUCAUCAGUGCAACCAAUCACAACAUGAGAAAUAAUUAUUCAUAGAUCAGUGUCUCGUAUCUAAACCUUCACACAUUUUUUUGGGUUGUUUUUUUUUAAAUUUACAGUGAUUAAUGUACGGUAAAUAUUUCAGUGCAGGGGAACUGACCGACAACCUGACUGUUGUCUUAAUGUCCAGUCUGAGUCUCAGUGUUAGAAAGACAGACAUUGAAUAGAUUUUAUUCUGAGUUGUGGAUGAAUCCAGCCUGUGGAAUAUAUGAAUUCUCUGUUCUUGAAUUGAUGACUGAUUGAUCAUAAAAGCUUAAACUAAUAUUCAACUGGCAUUUUGAUCUUCCUCUGCAGACAUAAACGUCUGCAAAUUAACAUGCUCUGAAAUGGACUGUAUGAAUGAGGAAAUGAGAGGUUGUGUCAAACAGCUUCUUCAGGCUCGGCAGGGGGAGACAGAGAGCAACGUUUGUUGAAAAAAGCUGUCAGUCAGCAGGUUAGCUUCACAGAGUUAAAGUCAUCUCUGUUUCUGGAACAGAAAAUUCAGAGUGUCCUUCAGCUAAACCCGCUUUCUGGAAUAACCCCCUGGUUCGAUCCAAAGUGUUUUUACAGAGAGGUUUUCACUCUGAGAGUGAGAUUCAUUUCAGAUCUUUCUCAACAAAUGUAAGUCUGUUAUUUUAAAUGUUGUUUUUGCCUUAAAAGUUACUCAUUUGCCAUUUAGAGCCUGCUCGGAUGUAUAAUCGUAACGCUGUAAUGUAUCUGUGCCUUUGGUUAAAGUUUGUAUUCAACAUGAUCUGCCAUAUACAGUAUCAUUAUUAAACUCUUGUAUCCUAAUGAAAACUAAACCUAAUAUUUUACAGAUGUAAGGGUGUGAUCCCAGUUUGUUCAUCUUACAUUAGAGUCACAGAGCUCAGGACCCAUUUCUUUCAAAGAUACUGUAAAUCCCAGGCUAUCUUUUGGAAAAACUCAAAAGGUUGUUUAACUUCCACUGUUUGAAGAUAUUUACAGAAUCCUCACAGACCUGGGUCUUUGAAACAUAAAUACCCUAUCUUGUCUCUCCUCUUGCUCUGCUUGCUCUUGUUGAACAUGAACCAAAUUAAAACAAAUUCUCAUCAGUUAUAUUUUUCCAUAUUAAUGUAACUGUCCAUUAUUUUAUCUUUUCACACAAAAUAAUUUAUAUUUUCCUUUUGUCAUAGAAAACAAGCUAGGAGAUAUGUCAAAAAUGGGUUGGAAUCAGUUGGAGUUU
This is a messenger RNA of Xiphias gladius (swordfish), 2353 nucleotides long. It is a transcript of the gene tmem109, whose product is annotated as transmembrane protein 109. The transcript is spliced from 3 exons. Lineage: Eukaryota; Metazoa; Chordata; Actinopteri; Istiophoriformes; Xiphiidae. The coding region runs from base 61 to 741 and encodes 226 amino acids. The record is from RefSeq and is a predicted model, not a curated record. Gene Ontology annotation, biological process: cellular response to gamma radiation; intrinsic apoptotic signaling pathway in response to DNA damage by p53 class mediator.